Messenger RNA from Closterium sp. Yama58-4, 1713 nucleotides. The record is from the annotation of a GenBank genome assembly. NCBI's taxonomy places the organism in Eukaryota, Viridiplantae, Streptophyta, Zygnematophyceae, Desmidiales, Closteriaceae.
AUGGUUCUCCUGAACAAGGUCAACGCCAAGGCACGCCAUGGCCAGAUGAUGGCGGUAGUCGGCCCGUCAGGCGCGGGAAAAUCGACGUUUCUCGACGCGAUCGCAGGGCGAAUCAGCCAAUCCUCGCUGGACGGCGAGAUUCUGGUGAACGGCAAGCCGGUAGAGACAUCGUUCAAGCGAGUUUCGGGUUACGUUAUGCAGGACGACCAGCUUUUCCCCAUGCUGUCGGUUCGCGAAACGCUCAUGUUUUCCGCGCGCCUGCGACUUCCUGCGGCGAUGUCGCUGGCGGAUAAGAAGGAGCGGGUUUCGGAUCUGAUUGACGAAUUGGGGCUGACGACUUGCGCGAACACGAUAAUCGGGAAUGCCGAAGUUCGCGGAGUUUCGGGAGGCGAGCGGCGACGAGUUUCAAUUGGCGUGGAUUUGAUUCACGACCCAGCUGUACUCUUUUUGGAUGAACCCACUUCUGGGUUGGAUUCUACAGCUGCACUGAAUGUUAUGCAAAGCUUGCAUGACAUUGCAACACAUCGGCGCCGCACGAUUAUCCUCACAAUUCAUCAGCCAUCCUUCCGAAUCCUGGACCUUAUUCACAACUUCCUGGUGCUGGCGAAAGGUUCUGCAGUAUACCAUGGGUCUUAUCCAGGAAUGCUGAAAUUCUUCGAGGACUUCGGCACAGUGGUGCCUGAACAUGUGAAUGCGCUUGAGUAUGCUCUUGACAUGAUUGAAGAGGAGCAGCAGAAGGAGAGGGGUCUGGACGAGCUCAUUCGCUUCAGUAAGGAGCGCUACCAUCAUGAACAAUCCCUGGCCACUCACAGCGCCCUCGGCCCGCACCACCACGCCUCCCCGCCUCCGCGCACCUUCGCCACGCCCUUCCUCCACGAAACCCUAACUCUCGCCGAUCGCAACUUCAAGAACAUCUUCCGAACGCCGGAGCUGUUCCUAUCGCGUAUCGGCCUCAUGGUUAUAACGGGCCUUAUUCUCGGGUCGCUGUUUCUCAAAUCGGGGUACGACGCGGAAGGGAUCACGAACCGCGCGUCGUUCUUCGCCUUCGCGCUCGCGCUCCUCCUGUUCACGUCCACCGAGGGCCUUCCGAUCUUCCUCGACGAACGGCAGAUCUACAUCCGCGAGACGUCGCGCGGCGCGUACCGCACCGGGUCGUACGUGCUCGCGGGCGCGCUGGUCUUCCUGCCGUUCCUCUUCCUCCUCUCGCUGCUCUUCUCGUGCGUCGCGUAUUUCAUGGUCGGCCUCGCGGCGACGGCGACGGCGUUUUUCCGGUUCGUCGCGACGGUGUUUCUGACGCUCGCGGUGGGGAACUCGUUUGUCGUGUUCUUCGCGGCGUUCGUGCCGAACUACAUCACCGGGAAUACCGUGGUCACGGCGAUCACGGCGUUCUUCUUCCUCUUUAGUGGCUUCUUCAUUUCCAAGGACAACAUUCCACCGUACUGGAUCUGGAUGAACUACCUCUCCACCUUCAAGUACCCCUUGGAAAUGCUCACUAUCAACGAGUACGGCUCUCUUCCCUCCGUCUGCUGGGAAUACCUCGUUAAGAGUGACCCCACCUCGCCCUGUAUAGUCACCUCCGACACCGUUAUUGCGCGAUUCGAUAUGGCGGACAGCAAGUUCUGGGAGUGUGCCGUGGUUAUGGUGUCAUUCUUUAUCGGGUACAGGAUCCUGUUCUAUUUCGCACUACGGUACCAGACCUCCCUCGUCCGCUAG